Molecule: messenger RNA, 918 nt
Organism: Penicillium manginii
Lineage: Eukaryota; Fungi; Ascomycota; Eurotiomycetes; Eurotiales; Aspergillaceae
Exons: 2
Coding region: 1-918 (305 amino acids)
Source: RefSeq, a predicted model, not a curated record
AUGUCCAUCGCCAAACUUUGUAGCGCACGCUCGCAGUGGUUCCCGCCAACUCCUAGUUUCACCGAAGUGAAUUUGCCCUCACAAAAGGGCAAAGUUUUUAUCGUGACUGGUGGAAAUGCCGGUGUUGGAUAUGAGCUCUGUAAAAUUCUGUAUACAACAGGUGCGAUCAUAUAUAUGGCAUCACGAUCAAAAGAAAAAGCCGAAUCUGCGAUUGAAUCGAUCAUAUCUCUCAAACCAGCCCCUAGCACCCCCGGGAACCUCAAGUUCCUUCACCUCGAUCUGAACGACCUUGAGUCUGUGAAACAAGCAGCCAAUAGCUUUGCUGAGCAAGAAUCAAAACUCGACGUUCUCUGGAACAAUGCAGGGACUGGUGCCAAUAUGGUUGAUCCAGGGGCAAAAACGGCCCAGGGCCUCGACGCCAUGAUGGGAAUGCAUUGCGUAGCAACAUUACUCUUCACUGAGCUCCUCGUCCCGCAACUCCGAGCAUCUAUCGAACCCGACAAUCCAGGGUCAACUCGGGUGGUUUGGACAUCCAGCUAUCUAGCCGAGGGUGCCUCGCCCAUCAACGGAAUUUCAUUCGAACAUCUCAAAGAUGGGAUUUCCGACCGAACUGCCAAUUAUGCCGCAUCAAAAGCAGGAACGUGGAUUCUGGGUGAUGAGUUUGCGAACAGACACGGGAAGGAAGGAAUUCUGAGUAUCAUCCAAAAUCCCGGUAACUUGAAGGCGGGCUCAUAUGCGGGUACGCCUGCGCUGGCGAUGUGGUUCAUCAACCCUUUGCUCCAUCCACCUAAAUUUGGCGCUUAUACCCAACUAUACGCUGGUUUAUCCCCUGAAGUCUCUUUGGAUAAUAACGGUGCAUAUGUUAUUCCCUGGGGAAGAAUUCGACCAAAUAACGAUUGCCCCGACAAGAUAUCGUAA